This is a messenger RNA of Cheilinus undulatus (humphead wrasse), 520 nucleotides long. RefSeq names its product E3 ubiquitin-protein ligase TRIM22-like. The transcript has 3 exons. NCBI's taxonomy places the organism in Eukaryota, Metazoa, Chordata, Actinopteri, Labriformes, Labridae. The coding region runs from base 35 to 520 and encodes 161 amino acids. The record is from RefSeq and is a predicted model, not a curated record.
ACCUGUAUGGUCUAUUUUGUUUUGGGUUGAGAAGAUGAGCAAUCAAGGGGACAAAAAGGAGGACAAAGCAGAGUCUCCUAUGUCCAGCGCUUUCUCCAUGAAGAGUGACCGGUCUAAAGGUUUUCCUCCAGACUUCAGUAAUGAACCAGGACCAGGCACGUCUCCUUUUUCCAGCAGUCUCUCCAUGAAGAGUGACCGGUCUAAAGGUUUUCCUCCAGACUUCAGUAAUGAACCAGGACCCUCAGAUUUCCAAAUAAUAAAGAGAUCUGUUCCACUGGAGGAACAGCUGUCCAGCUGUGCUCUGUGUCAGGACGUCCUGAGAGAUCCAGUUUCUACCAGCUGUGGACACCGUUUCUGCAAACAGUGUAUCAGCUCAUACUGGGACCAGUCUGCUUCAUCAGGAGAGUCCUCCUGUCCCCAGUUUGGAGAAAGACCACGACCGCAGAUAUCCAGUCAGUCCAGAACUGUGAAAGGAGAGGUUAGAAGACCGUAUAGGGUGAUGAAGAUGCCUCCUCUCUGA